UAAAGAGAAAUAAACCAGCCAGUGCCCGUUAGCCGACCGUCUCCACCUCGUCCAUGACCUGGAUCAUGUGUGACGACGACCACCGUUAAAGUCGCGAGUAUUUCCGUCGGGAUUCAGCAUUUGCAUCGCUUUUGUUGUCCUUUUAGCAUCGGCGCAACGGGAAUGGCGUUGUACGCGGGCACCACCACCACCACCACUAUGGCUACUUCUGUAGCGGCUGUUGUGGCCAUGCUAGCCGUCGUCCUGUGCUCUUCUCCAGUGAGCGCCAAUGAGGACUGCCUGUGGUACGUGGACAAGAACGGCACGUGGCACAAUGGCUUCGACUGCCCGCUCGUCACUUUCUGCUGUGGAAACUGCCAGCGGCGUUACUGCUGCCUGGACGCCUUCAAGAUGAUCACUGAACGCGAGCAGAAGCGCUGCAUGCUCUUCCAAUUCAGCCCGACUACGUUGGCUGGCAUUGCCUCGUCCAUCCUGCUCUUCGUGGCCAUCAUUGCCACCAUGGUGUGCUGCUUCAUGUGCUCCUGCUGUUACCUCUACCAGAGACGGCUGCAGAGGGGAAGGACUCCUUAUGACCCCCAGCAGAUCCCAAUGGCUAGCUACCCUGUGGAGCCAAUGUAUGACGCUUAUGGAAAACCACUGGGACCAUCUGACUAUGCACACGCAGGCUAUCCUAUGGCACCCCAGUACCCAGGCAUGGCUUCCCAGUACCCCAUGAUGCAGCCUGGACCUUAUCCACCUCCUUCUAUGGAUCCUGCAUACAACCAGCCCCCUCCUCCGUACUCCCCGCCCCAGUAUCCUGGUCACUGAUUGGCUCAUCUGAACUCGCACACACUUACGUUCAUAUAUACAAAGUGGUAACAGCAGAGACAAAGGACUGUUUUUAAAACGCACCUCAUCAAAUAAUGCUUCAGAGUGUUUAACCAGCAAACAAAAGAAAAAAUAAUAAUAUUUAGCAGGUUAUUUAUUUUUUGUUACUGUCUUAACAACAUUGAACUUUUUCAUGUAUGUCCUUCAUUCGCCAAGCGAAAUAGUCUUUGGGCAGGUUUUGCACAAGACGCGGUACCACCCCCAAACUGUAGGGGGAGACUGAAAAGAAUGUGAAUAGAAGGGAAGACUUCACACUGCAUGAUCAAGGUUUUCAUGUCAGCCCAAAAAAAAGGGAAGUCUUGCCUCUGAGCGUCACAUGUUCCAAAUACUUGGCAGGCUAAAUAUUUGGAAGUACUACUGAGAACAGGGUAUGUGUAUUUUCACAUGCCGUCUUAUCGUGUAUUAUUUAUCAUUUCACAGGAAAUGUCUGUUUUGAGAAAGUGCUGACUCAGGGUGAACCUUCCUGGUGGAUGAUGAUGUAACAAUAGGGAAAAUUAUGUGAUUGCAGCACAGAUUCUGGAAGUCUACAAAAAUAAGGUAAAACACACGAAAACAAGAGAGAAAAACAUAAAAGGAAUUAAAAGAGCACAAAGCUGAUGCAACCAGCUGCCACUUCAGUGGUGCCAUUUCUACAGCUACAAAAGUAACCAAAGCAUGAGCAGUCAAUAUAAUCAAUAAUCAGUGAUUGGCAAGCUACCUGAAAAUGUAGUACCGGUAAACUAAAAUACAAAUUACUCUAGAUUAAAUGUAGCUAAGCUACAGAGGAAGCUACCCCCAGAGAAUUAUAACAAGCUGCACGGCAAAAGUAGCUGUCUACAUCAAAGCUACAUUUAACUGCAUUUCUAUGUAUGAGCCCACAUGUACAAUAUCAAUGUUAAUGUAACGGAAAGUGUACAAAUGGACCCAGUAAGGGUCCAUUACUAUUAACUAUCUGUCAUUUCGCUGGGGGUCCCCGCAUCCCAAUCUAUGUAUUUAUUUUAGUUUGCCUUUUCUUUGGCCCACCCCUAUAAUGUUAUCAUUUUCUCUAUCAAACAGCAUCUAUUUAUAUCUUGAUUAAAAAAAACAAGUUGUUAAUUGUUUUGUGCAGUAGAACUUUUCAUGAACUCAACUCCCUUUAACGUGUAUUCCUAAAUUUAUGUUCCACGUCUUCGAUGAAGAGAGCAGUUACGAUUUUGGUUUACAGAGUAAACAACUAAAAACUAAGGUUCUGAGCAUUGUUUUCUCUAAACCAGUGGUUCUUGACCUUGUUGGAGGUACCGAACCCCACCAGUUUGGCGCAUUCACCGAACCCUUCUUUCGUGAAAAAUAAAAAUGUUUUUUUUUCCAAAUUCAAUGUUUUUUUAAUGGUGCACAAAAUGAACCGUGCAUGAACAUCACCUUGUUCAAAGAACAAAACCAACACAGUGCAUAAACUCACAACAAAUGACACACCUGUAAAUCAGAUGGAAAAUUAGAGGGAAUAUUGUUUGGGGGUAUCCAUAGUACGCCGAUAGGGAGAAGUUUUUUAUUUACACGAUGAGUAGGGUGUGUCUUGACCUCCGCCGUACCCCUAAGGCCGACUCACUGAACCCGUAGGGUUCGAUCGAACCCAGGUUAAGAACCACUGCUCUAAACGCAUACAUUUGUCUAAAUAUGGUUGAGGAAACACAUCAUUGUGGGUUUCCUGAACAUCGUCUUCAUCACUAAAGGAAAAAUGUAAUCUGCAUGAGAGAACUCCUCUGACAUUUUCUAGUAUGUUACUUUUUUUUUGUGAGUGGUCAGCUUGAAGCGUCCCUCUGUCUCCGACUCUCUCGUCGUCAUGUGACAUGAGUGCGUGUCUGUUAUGAUUUUGCUUCCUAGUUUCGAUGACCCGCUUUAUCUUGCCUCUGAUUGGCCAGUUUGUAAUGUUUCGCCUUAGCCAAUUGCGACUCAUCAUACAAACACCAACCAAUCAUGGAUUUUCCCCGUAUUUAUGGAUGUUCUCAUUCAUCAAGGUCAUUGUAUUAUCUCUGUUUUUUGAGGGGCCGUGGAUUCGCAGUCCAUUUUCUCUCUGUAGCUUGUAGCUUUGAUGUAAGCUACCUUGCAACAUGGCUCUAAAAGUAGCUAAGCUACAGGAAAAGUUACUUGUUAAAAAAGUAGCAAGGCUACCGCCAAGCUACUGGGAUAUGUAGGUAAGCUACGUAGCUUAGCUACAUGUAACUUGUUACUGCCCAUCACUGUCUAUAAUACAUAAUGCGCACAUACGAUUACACCAUGCAUAGACAAACAACAAAAUGCGAACCCUGCAAGAAAUGUUGUACAAAACUUGGAAGAAAACAUUUUUUGAAAAAGAAGUUGUGACUUUGUAGAAAAAUGUUUUUUUUUUUUUUUUUAAAGAAAUUUCUCUCAAACAAAAGUUGCACAAUUAAAAGGAAAACUUUACCAGAAAAAAAAUAUUUUUGUGAAGGAAGUCAACUGGCAAUUAAGUCAGCGUUUGUGUAUAUAAUAUAUCGCGUAAAAGAGGAGCUUUGCAAAAAAUAUUACGAGAAUGUCGUCCUAAAGAAGAAAAAAAUCUCCAUUAUGCAAUUAAAUUAUACAUUUUUGAGAGCAAAUUCAAUAUGACUGAGUUGUAAUAUUCUUGCUUUGGUUUCCCAAUAUUGCAUAGAAAUAAGUGAAUUUUACAAAAAGGAGUACACAAGAAUCAAGUCCUGUUAUUUGUAUUAUUAUUGCACAAAAUGUACUUCUAUCCGAAUAAAUAUUGUAACGCACCAAUGCCAAACUUGGGGAAACAUUUUUUGUGAAGAAAAUUAUGACUUUUAGAAAAAUUCAGAUUUUUUUAAAAUGUUUUUUUUUUUUUUUUAAAGAACUUU
This is a messenger RNA of Nerophis lumbriciformis (worm pipefish), 3695 nucleotides long. It is a transcript of the gene shisa4, whose product is annotated as shisa family member 4. Lineage: Eukaryota; Metazoa; Chordata; Actinopteri; Syngnathiformes; Syngnathidae. The record is from RefSeq and is a predicted model, not a curated record.